Enterobius vermicularis (human pinworm) is the source of this 354-nucleotide messenger RNA. Lineage: Eukaryota; Metazoa; Nematoda; Chromadorea; Rhabditida; Oxyuridae. The record is from the annotation of a GenBank genome assembly.
AUGACGAUGGAGGAUAUUGAUCUGAAGACAUUUGAGAAGCGUUUAGAUGAGAUAAUUGAUCAGGUUGCCGGUGAAUCGGUGGAUUUGAUCAUUGAACGACCACGGUAUAUACACGCCGUUAUGGUGAUUGCUGAAGACGAUGACGAAGGCCAAAUUAUACAGGCAUCUCGAGUCAAAAACAUUGAUCCAAUUACAUCGACCACUGAAACGUUCAAUGAUUUCCAAGAGAAUACUUCAGUAAACACAUAUUGUAAAUCGAUAACAAAACAAACUGUAAAACAUACCGAUGACGACGAUAUUGAAGUGGCAAUCAGACGUCUGGAACAGUCCAGAGAUUUAUUAAACGAAAAUUGA